GGCCGGGGCUGGGACCUCUGGCUCCAGACGCUGGCCGAGAGGUGGGUCCCGGGGCGGGUCACUGCUCCGGAGGCCGGGCGGGGACGCGCUGCCCCCGCCCUGCCUCCCUGUGGUCCACACCCCCUUCGGGCUCCGCAGCCAGCGGAAUGGGAUAGUGCGGCGUGCGCGCGAGCCGGCGCUGCCAGUCCCGCUGCCGCCCGGGGUUCGGGUCCCAGGAGCCGGGCACCGGGCACCCGAGUCCUCCUCGCCUCCCCCGCCCCCCUGCUUCACCUGCGCUGCCCGUCCACUCGCCUUCAAGGCCAGCAGCCCCAGCCCAGACGGAGAGGGGCCAGCAGGGGGAGAGCGCACCUGAGGAUACACAGCUGGCCCUGCCCUGCCUUUUCACCCCCAGGUGAUGAGGCCGGGAGAACGGAAGAUUUAAAGAGCUACCGGGGCCUCCGUAUUGAAUGAAAAACCCAGAGCGGAGACAUCACCAUGAACACGAGCAUUCCUUAUCAGCAGAAUCCUUACAGUCCCCGGGGCAGCUCCAAUGUCAUCCAGUGCUAUCGAUGUGGAGACACCUGCAAAGGGGAAGUGGUUCGUGUCCACAACAACCACUUCCACAUCAGAUGCUUCACCUGUCAAGUGUGUGGCUGUGGCCUGGCCCAGUCAGGCUUCUUCUUCAAGAACCAGGAGUAUAUCUGCACCCAGGACUACCAGCAGCUCUAUGGCACCCGCUGCGACAGCUGUAGGGACUUCAUCACCGGCGAGGUCAUCUCAGCCCUGGGCCGCACCUACCACCCUAAAUGCUUCGUGUGCAGCUUGUGCAGGAAGCCUUUCCCCAUUGGAGAUAAGGUGACCUUCAGUGGUAAAGAAUGUGUAUGCCAGACAUGCUCCCAGUCCAUGACCAGCAGUAAGCCCAUCAAGAUCCGUGGACCAAGCCACUGUGCUGGAUGCAAGGAGGAGAUUAAGCAUGGCCAGUCACUCCUGGCACUGGACAAGCAGUGGCACGUCAGCUGUUUCAAAUGCCAGACCUGUAGUGUCAUCCUUACCGGGGAGUACAUUAGCAAGGAUGGUGUUCCGUACUGCGAGUCUGACUACCACUCCCAGUUUGGCAUUAAAUGUGAAACUUGUGACCGGUACAUCAGUGGCAGGGUGUUGGAGGCAGGAGGGAAACAUUACCACCCCACUUGUGCCAGAUGUGUACGCUGCCACCAAAUGUUCACCGAAGGAGAGGAGAUGUACCUCACAGGUUCUGAGGUUUGGCACCCAAUCUGUAAGCAGGCAGCCCGGGCAGAGAAGAAGCUCAAGCAUAGACGGACAUCUGAAACAUCCAUCUCACCCCCUGGAUCCAGCGUUGGGUCACCCAACCGAGUCAUCUGCGCUAAAGUGGAUAAUGAGAUCCUUAAUUACAAAGACCUGGCAGCUCUCCCCAAGGUUAAAUCCAUCUACGAGGUGCAACGCCCUGACCUCAUUUCCUACGAGCCUCAUUCCAGAUACACGUCCGACGAGAUGCUGGAGAGAUGUGGCUAUGGAGAGUCACUGGGAACAUUGUCUCCUUACUCCCAGGACAUCUAUGAGAACCUGGAUCUCCGACAGAGACGGGCCUCCAGCCCAGGAUACAUUGACUCCCCCACCUACAGUCGGCAGGGCAUGUCUCCCACCCUCUCCCGCUCGCCUCACUACUACCGCUCAGGGCCUGAGAGUGGCCGGAGCUCUCCAUACCAUAGCCAGUUAGAUGUGAGGUCCUCCACUCCAACCUCUUACCAGGCUCCCAAGCACUUUCACAUCCCAGCUGGAGAGAGUAACAUCUACCGGAAACCCCCGAUCUACAAACGGCAUGGUGAUUUGUCUACAGCAACCAAGAGCAAAACAAGUGAAGACAUCAGCCAGGCCUCCAAGUACAGUCCAGCCUACUCGCCAGACCCUUACUAUGCUGCAGAGUCUGAGUACUGGACUUACCAUGGGUCCCCAAAAGUGCCCCGAGCCAGAAGGUUCUCAUCUGGAGGAGAGGAAGAUGAUUUUGACCGCAGCAUGCACAAACUCCAGAGUGGGAUUGGCCGGUUGAUUCUGAAGGAGGAGAUGAAGGCAAGGUCGAGCUCCUAUGCCGAUCCCUGGACCCCUCCUCGGAGCUCCACCAGCAGCCGGGAGGCCCUGCACACCGCUGGCUAUGAGAUGUCUCUCAACGGCUCCCCUCGUUCCCACUACCUGGCUGACAGCGAUCCCCUCAUCUCCAAAUCUGCCUCACUGCCUGCUUACAGGAGAAAUGGGCUGCACAGGACACCAAGCGCAGACCUCUUCCACUAUGACAGCAUGAAUGCAGUCAACUGGGGCAUGCGAGAGUACAAGAUCUACCCAUAUGAACUGCUGCUGGUGACCACAAGAGGAAGAAAUCGACUACCAAAGGAUGUGGAUCGGACCCGCUUAGAGCGCCACCUGUCCCAGGAGGAGUUCUACCAAGUCUUUGGCAUGACCAUCUCAGAGUUCGAGAGGCUCGCCCUCUGGAAGAGGAAUGAACUGAAGAAGCAAGCCCGGCUAUUCUAGGCAGAGGCUCUAUACACAUAGAUGCAUUUAUAUAAAGAUGUAUGUAAAUCUCUAUCCCGAUGCGCGAUUUAAUCCUCUUGUGUAACAAGACAUGCUGCCUGCCAUGGGACUUGCUUUUCUGUACUGUCAGGCGAGCCCACAUCAUCAAGGUAUUUUUAAUGCUCCUUCUCUUUUUUAAGUGCUGUGGGAUCUGAAGGGAUUUGAAGGGACUCUAUCCUUUUACUUGGGGAUCUUUUUUAUACUGAAACAUCUUUCCCACCUUAAGUCCCCCAAAUCUAGCUCUCUCCCUUAGAAAGUUGCCUGGAGGAGUCUCUACUCCAUGCCUCUGGCCCUUCCCCCAGUUUCCAGGGCUGAUACUGGCCAUGCAGUUUUCACACAAUAUGGCCUCAGAAAGGGCCCUCUCGUGAAGGUCCACAGUGAUCCACCCAAAUCAGUGAGCGCCUUUGAGGACUCAUGAAGAAUUUUCUUGACACCUCCAAUUAGGAGCUCAGUGCUCUGUGGGGUGAAGCAGUUAGAUGUAUGGGCCUCAGAUUCAGUCCUUAUGCCAGUACAGAGUGGAUGGACCUUGGCCUCUCCUCAGCACAGCAACCCUCCUCCUCCUGCCCCUGGUCCUGACCACUCCCUUGUACAAAAGUAGGAUUCAUGGUACAAAAAGGAAAAAGACACUUCCCUUCCUUCCACCAUCCCCAGCUGACCCCUCUGCAUGGCCUGGAGUUGGAUAAGUAGAGAAAAGGAGAGAGUAGGGACGGGACCUUUUGGACCACCCACUCUCUCAGCACUUCCAGCACCUCCCCACCCUUCCCCCUUUCUAGGAGAGGCCAUUGUUGCAGCCUGUACUCUUCAGCCUUAUAACAAUCUAUGUGCCUGAUGAUCUAUACACCACAGGGCUAAUGUUCCCACCAUAACUCCUGUGAGCAUCCAGACAAACAUGCUCACCACCCUGUGCAGGGAGAAUAGGCCACACCCCCAAAGAAAAGCUCUUCGUCUAUGCUACUGGUCCCUAGGUGGCAAUCCAUCCAUUUUGGGCCCCUACCCAUCCCCAGGUCCUGAGGCAACAUUUGCUAAGCCUCACAGGGAAGCUUUCAGAGGAGUGGCUGCUCAGGGGAUUCCAGAAUAAGGCACUGUUCAUGUUCUUCCCGAUGGCCCCAGGGACUGCCUCUCCUGUUUUCUGAAACAGGGGUGGAAGCUAAACCUCUCAUCCUUCAACUCUCAAACCUUCAACUUUGAGUUGUCGAUGGGUGGCAACUUUCCUUCUCGGAGAUGCCUUGUAUCACAACGUUUUGGGAUCAGAGAGGAAGGAUGAAGAAGUACAAAGGAUAGCUCAAGAGGCUGGUGACGUGACACGGGCAACUGGAGAACUGACUUCAGCAAACCCUCCCUGUGCACCUGCUGAUGCAGAGCACCUGCUGCAUGCUGAGCACUGAGUGGGGGAGGAGGCAGCUGAGCACUGAGUGGGGGAGGAGGCAGCUGAGCACUGAGUGGGGGAGGAGGCAGCUGAGCACUGAGUGGGGGAGGAGGAGGGACACUGGGAUCCAAGCAAAAUGGGCCCUAGUCUCUGGGGCCUGUCUAGUAAGGACACCUGGUAAAGCGUAUACCUAGACAUAAUGGAUGCAAGACAGAAAGUGAAAGAAGGCCUGAGAAUGGAUACGCAAUGUUACUGAAGGUAUAUGCAGCUGGUGCAGACCAAGGAAGGCUUGGUGGAAGAGGUCACAUGUGAGCAGAAUCAGGAAGGAUCUGAGGAAUCUCAAGUUGGAUGGAUGACAGGAUGGAGGCAUGGGAAGGGAAGUCUAAUGUACCCUCAUUUAAAAUGUCACACCUCCCUGCAACUUCUCUUUUUGGCCAAUGUCUUUCAACUUUCCUGAUGCGUUAGGGAUGUCCCCAGGCAGACACAAUCAUUGAAACUGCCUCAUUAUCAGUGGUUAACAACUUGUGAGACUGAAGGGCUUUUGUUAUUGUUGUUGGAUAUUUUUGUUUCCCAUAAAAGCACAUCAUUUCAACCCAA
Nannospalax galili (Upper Galilee mountains blind mole rat) is the source of this 4525-nucleotide messenger RNA. It is a transcript of the gene Ablim3, whose product is annotated as actin binding LIM protein family member 3. Gene Ontology annotation, biological process: cytoskeleton organization; lamellipodium assembly; cilium assembly. The transcript has 23 exons. Gene Ontology annotation, cellular component: stress fiber; actin cytoskeleton. Bases 475 to 2523 code for a protein of 682 amino acids. Lineage: Eukaryota; Metazoa; Chordata; Mammalia; Rodentia; Spalacidae. The record is from RefSeq and is a predicted model, not a curated record. Gene Ontology annotation, molecular function: actin filament binding.